CUGUACCGCUUUGACCCGUAUGGGGACGACCAAAAGAUUCCACCCGUCCCAAGGGACCGUCUCCUCGCGAGGCUCUGGAAGCGACAGAGGCACUGGAUCGUCUCCUACCAUACUCAUGAUUCCCUAUUGAAGAACAAGGAAGAUGAGGAGUUGACCGAGGAGGAGAGGAAGGCUGCCUGGGAGGAAUUUGAGAAAGAGAAGAUUGCUCCCACGCAGACUGGCUUACCUACAUAUCAUCCCAAUGUGGAACCGACGGAUGACCUCCUUAGCCAUGCUGUGAUUCCAUUGCCUCUGCACGAGGAAGCUCAAAUGAGGUGGAAGACUAUGAUGGACAUCGUAAAGGAAGUGGAUAGAACUGUCCAGAAGCAUCAGGAGAAUGUUGAAGAAACGGAGACGACUUCGGAGAAGCACGAUGAUAAUUUUGAAAUGGAGACGGCUCCAAUGGCACGUGAAGUGGACGUAGGGGAAACGAAGAUUACUUCAGAGGAGCAUGCGGUCAAUAUGCGGAAAACGGAGAUGGCUUCGAAGGCACAUAAGGUGUAUAUGGAGGAUGCCGAAACGAAUGCCCUGGAGCAUAAGGAGGGUGUCGAGAACCGGGAGAUUGAAUCUAACCAUGUGGCGAACACGGGAGAAACAGAUAUGAUCGAGCAGCAACAUGAGGAGAAUAUAGGAAAGGUAGUGUGCGCUUUGCAGGAACGUAGGAAGCAAGUUGAAAAAACGGAGAUGGCAACAAUGGUGCGUGAAAUGAAUGUUCAAGAAACUGAGAUGACUUCGAAGGAGCAUAAGAAAAAUACCAAGAAAACAAGGGCGGAUACAGAGGUGAGUGAAGAGAAUCUCAAGGAGAUGAAGUUGUCUCGCAAUGACCACUUUCUC
This is a messenger RNA of Darwinula stevensoni, 873 nucleotides long. NCBI's taxonomy places the organism in Eukaryota, Metazoa, Arthropoda, Ostracoda, Podocopida, Darwinulidae. The record is from the annotation of a GenBank genome assembly.